Molecule: messenger RNA, 7423 nt
Organism: Arvicanthis niloticus (Nile rat)
Lineage: Eukaryota; Metazoa; Chordata; Mammalia; Rodentia; Muridae
Source: RefSeq, a predicted model, not a curated record
UGAGCAUCACUCGAGGGAGAGGAGGAGGUUUCGUUUGCUUUCUGUUUGGAAUGUGUGGUGAGCAUCCUCUGCUGGAGCUUGGGGCCUGGAGCAAACCCGGGCUGCAGAUUUAGACGUAGACGUUUGGGAGGACGUGCAGCUGCAGAGCUUUGUAGGAAAACAACCUCCGAGAGGCAGACACGAUGGCUAGCUCAGCGCGGGAGCAUUUGCUUUUUGUGCGGCGUCGGAAUCCACAGAUGCGGUACACGCUGAGCCCAGAGAACCUCCAAAGCCUGGCAGCCCAGAAUUCAAUGCCCGAGAACAUGGCCUUGCAGCGGGCCAACAGUGACACAGACCUGGUGACUUCCGAGAGCCGCUCCAGCCUGACUGCCAGCAUGUACGAAUACACACUGGGGCAAGCCCAGAACCUCAUUAUCUUCUGGGACAUUAAGGAAGAAGUUGACCCCAGCGAUUGGAUUGGACUCUAUCACAUAGAUGAGAAUUCUCCAGCCAACUUCUGGGAUUCUAAAAACAGGGGUGUGACUGGAACCCAAAAAGGACAAAUUGUGUGGCGAAUUGAGCCUGGGCCCUACUUCAUGGAACCGGAGAUCAAAAUCUGUUUCAAAUAUUACCAUGGCAUUAGUGGAGCCCUGCGAGCCACAACCCCCUGCAUUACUGUGAAGAACCCAGCUGUGAUGAUGGGGGCAGAAGGCAUGGAAGGAGGUGCUUCAGGAAGCCUGCACUCUAGGAAACUCGUCAGUUUCACAUUGUCAGAUCUCAGGGCAGUUGGGCUCAAGAAAGGGAUGUUCUUCAAUCCUGACCCUUAUCUUAAGAUGUCCAUUCAGCCAGGGAAGAAGAGCAGUUUCCCUACCUGUGCCCACCACGGGCAGGAGAGAAGAUCCACUAUCAUCAGUAACACCACCAAUCCAAUCUGGCACAGAGAGAAAUACUCCUUUUUUGCACUUUUGACUGAUGUCUUAGAAAUUGAGAUCAAAGACAAAUUUGCCAAGAGUCGGCCCAUCAUCAAACGCUUCCUGGGAAAACUAACCAUUCCUGUGCAGAGGCUGCUGGAGCGGCAGGCUGUCGGUGAUCAGAUGCUCAGCUACAACCUUGGCAGAAGACUCCCGGCUGACCACGUGAGUGGCUACCUCCAGUUUAAAGUGGAAGUCACGUCUUCUGCUCACGAAGAUGCAUCUCCAGAGGCUGUUGGCACCAUCCUCGGAGUCCACACUGUGAAUGGAGACCUGGGCAGCCCUUCUGAUGAUGAUGAUAUGCCAGGGAGCCAUCAUGACAGCACUAUUUGUGCUAAUGGGCCAGUGUCUGAGGACAGUGUCGCUGAUGGGACCCCCAAGCAUUCUUUCAGGACUAGCUCUACUCUGGAGAUCGACACAGAGGACUUGAUCUCUACUUCUUCAAGAAAUUCACCCCCCAGAGGCCGCCAGGAUUCACUCAAUGAUUACUUAGAUGCUAUUGAACACAAUGGCCCCUCCAGGCCAGGGGCAGCCUCCUCCUCUGAGCGGUCCAUGGGAGCCUCUCCCAAACUGAGGAGUAGUUUUCCCACCGACACAAGACUCAAUGCGAUGCUUCAUAUAGACUCAGAUGAAGAAGACCAUGAGUUUCAGCAAGACCUAGGCUACCCAUCUUCCUUGGAGGAGGAAGGAGGCUUGAUCAUGUGCAGCAGGGCAUCGAGAAUUGAUGAUGGGAGCCUGACAUCUCAGACCAAACCAGAGGAUGACAACCUUGUUGAGAAUGAGGAUGCCUCUGUACAUGAAACUGCUUCCUUAGAAGAGAGGCCGGAGAAUCUUCCAGAGGUUGCAGAAGGCUCCUUGCUGGCAAGUACAGCCCCUGAUGAAAAUGAAGCCAGCCUAGAGCCUCAACCCAGUGCUGACCAGGGCAGCACUGAAUUGUGUAGCUCUCAAGAAGUAGAUCAGCUCACAAGUGGUACAGAUGCGGGAGCUUCUGACACAUCUGGAGGAAGCCGAAGAGCUGCCAGUGAGACUGAGUCCCUGGACCAGGGAUCUGAACCUUCGCAGGUGUCCUCUGAGACAGAACCCAGUGACCCUGCAAGGACAGAGAGUGUGAGUGAGGCCAGUACCAGACCCGAGGGAGAGAGUGACCUGGAAGGUGCAGACAGCUCGUGCAAUGAGAGUGUGACCACACAGCUGUCCUCCGUGGAGACGCGGUGCUCAUCUCUAGAGAGUGCACGAUUUCCUGAAACCCCGGCCUUUUCUUCUCAGGAAGAAGAAGAUGGGGCCUGUGCAGCAGAGCCCACCAGCAGCGGCCCCACAGAGGGGUCACAGGAGUCUAUCUGCACUCCUGGUUCUUUACCUGCUGUGCAGGUGCCCAGCAGGGAAGAGGAAGGGUCAGGGGCUGAAGCUGCUGCUUUAUCUGAGCAGGGGGAGCUGGGGGAGGUCUGGCAGAGGAGGGGGAGUCUUGAGGGAGCAGCAGCUGCUGCAGCACCUGCUGAUGCCACCGAUAGCCAGCCCCAGGAAGAUGGGGAUGCUGGGGAUACCCAAGGUGCCUGCGAAGGGGCCACUGCCCAGGAGGAGGGCGCCACUGGAGGUUCUCAAAGCAAUGGCCACCAGCCCUUGAGAUCACUACCUUCAGUGCGCCAGGACGUCAGCCGGUACCAAAGGGUAGACGAGGCCCUCCCACCAAACUGGGAGGCACGAAUUGACAGCCACGGCAGAAUCUUCUACGUGGACCAUGUAAACAGAACCACAACGUGGCAGCGGCCUACAGCUCCCCCUGCCCCACAGGUCCUGCAGAGAUCUAACUCCAUACAGCAGAUGGAGCAGCUGAACCGCCGUUAUCAGAGCAUCCGCAGAACCAUGACUAAUGAGAGGCCUGAGGAAAAUACCAGUGCUAUCGAUGGGGCAGGGGAGGAGGCCGACUUUCACCAAGCCAGCGCAGACUUCCGUCGGGAGAACGUCCUGCCCCACUCUACCUCCAGAUCCAGGCUCACACUGCUGUUACAGUCGCCCCCUGUGAAGUUCCUCAUCAGCCCAGAGUUCUUCACCGUGCUGCAUUCUAACCCUAGUGCCUACCGCAUGUUUACAAACAACACGUGUUUGAAGCACAUGAUCACCAAAGUCCGGCGGGACACCCACCACUUUGAACGCUAUCAGCAUAACAGGGACCUCGUGGGAUUCCUCAACAUGUUUGCUAACAAACAGCUGGAACUACCGAGGGGCUGGGAGAUGAAACACGAUCAUCAGGGCAAGGCAUUUUUUGUCGACCACAACUCCCGGACCACCACGUUCAUUGAUCCUCGCCUCCCACUUCAGAGCAGUAGGCCCACAAGUGCGCUGGUUCAUCGACAACACCUGACCAGGCAGCGCAGCCACAGCGCGGGUGAGGUAGGAGAAGACUCUCGGCAUGCAGGACCACCAGUUCUCCCCAGGCCAUCCAGUACAUUCAAUACGGUCAGCAGGCCACAGUACCAGGACAUGGUUCCAGUGGCCUACAAUGACAAAAUUGUUGCUUUCUUGCGUCAACCCAACAUCCUUGAAAUUCUGCAAGAGCGUCAACCUGAUCUUGCCAGAAACCACUCACUCAGGGAGAAGAUCCAAUUUAUCCGAACUGAAGGGACCCCUGGAUUGGUGCGGCUCUCAAGCGAUGCAGACCUUGUCAUGUUACUGAGCUUAUUUGAGGAAGAGAUCAUGUCAUAUGUGCCUCCUCAUGCCUUACUCCACCCCAGCUACUGUCAGUCCCCGCGGGGCUCCCCUGUGUCAUCUCCCCAGAACUCACCAGGUACUCAGCGUGCCAAUGCCCGGGCUCCAGCCCCUUACAAGAGAGAUUUUGAAGCCAAACUAAGAAACUUUUACAGGAAGUUAGAAACUAAAGGAUACGGACAAGGCCCAGGAAAAUUAAAAUUAAUUAUCCGAAGAGACCACUUGCUAGAAGAUGCUUUUAAUCAGAUUAUGGGCUACUCCAGAAAGGACCUGCAGAGGAAUAAACUGUACGUCACCUUCGUUGGGGAGGAAGGGUUGGAUUACAGUGGGCCUUCCAGAGAGUUCUUCUUCCUGGUAUCCCGAGAGCUCUUUAACCCCUAUUACGGCUUAUUUGAAUAUUCAGCCAAUGACACAUAUACAGUACAAAUAAGUCCUAUGUCUGCCUUUGUAGACAAUCAUCAUGAAUGGUUCCGAUUCAGUGGGAGGAUCCUCGGUCUUGCACUAAUACACCAGUACUUGUUGGACGCCUUCUUCACGAGACCCUUCUAUAAGGCUCUUCUCAGAAUCCUGUGUGACCUGAGUGAUCUGGAAUACCUUGAUGAGGAGUUCCACCAGAGCCUUCAGUGGAUGAAAGACAAUGACAUCCAUGACAUCCUAGACCUCACAUUCACUGUGAAUGAAGAAGUUUUUGGGCAGAUUACUGAACGAGAGUUAAAACCAGGGGGAGCCAAUAUUGCAGUCACAGAGAAGAACAAGAAGGAGUACAUUGAGAGAAUGGUGAAGUGGAGGAUCGAGAGGGGCGUGGUGCAGCAGACGGAGAGCUUAGUUCGCGGUUUCUAUGAGGUAGUAGAUGCCAGGCUAGUAUCUGUCUUUGAUGCCAGAGAACUGGAGUUGGUCAUUGCUGGCACAGCCGAGAUAGAUCUCAAUGACUGGAGAAACAACACUGAAUAUAGAGGCGGGUACCAUGACAAUCACAUUGUAAUUCGGUGGUUCUGGGCUGCAGUAGAACGAUUCAACAAUGAACAACGACUAAGGUUGUUACAGUUUGUUACAGGCACAUCCAGCAUUCCCUAUGAAGGAUUUGCUUCUCUCCGAGGGAGUAAUGGUCCAAGAAGAUUUUGCGUAGAAAAAUGGGGAAAAAUCACCGCUCUUCCCAGAGCCCACACUUGUUUUAACCGCCUGGAUCUUCCUCCAUACCCUUCCUUUUCCAUGCUUUAUGAAAAACUCUUGACCGCAGUAGAAGAGACCAGUACCUUUGGACUUGAGUGACCUGGAAGCGUGACGCUCAGCUCUUCCUGGACCCGUAGUUCCAGCAGCUGGCCUCCCGAAGAGUGACACAGCAUUAAUAGUCUCAAGCCUCGGCUUCCAUUACAACAACCUGAGUGAUGCUCUCUGGGAACAUAUGCUCCUGUGUUUGGGGACUGGCUGUGAGUUCUUUUGGAAGGAUUGGGGUGAGCUUGGUGCCCAUGGAACAACCCAACAGUCAAUCAACAGUUCUUGACUGCCAAACCUCUCCUAUUUGUUCCCAUGUUCCAAGAUAAAAGACGAACCUGCACAUGAUCAACUCCGUGGUGACUUUUAGGGACUCAGGAGAAUCUUGAAACUCUCCCGUAAAUAUACUUCAAGCCAAACUGGCAGCACUGACCCAAUCUCUAAAUUAGCGCAAGUGAAAGAAAAUCAUUAAAAAAAAUAUAUAUAUAUAUAUAUAUUUCCUGAAAGUACAUUUGUUUAAGCCCUAAGUUAUAGCAGAAUGUUUAUUUCUUGCUUAUGAGUGCCUGCAUGGUGUGCACUAUAGGUUUCAACCUUCACAGGACAAGUGUGAAAAGUGAAACUAAGUCAGUAUGCGAUAACUUUAAAGAUUUGAGAUAAGGUGGUCUGUGACAAUGUAUAUGCAAGUGGUAUGUGUGUAAUUAUGGCUGAAGACAAACUUAUUCAAUGAAUUACUAAUGACAGAUUUUAUGCUUUAUAAUGCAUGAAAACAAUUUAAAAAUAUCUAGCAAUUAAUCACAGCAUAUCAGGAAAAAUGUACACAGUGAAUUCUGUUUAUUUUUUUAUAGGUUCAUCAUAUUUCUGUUCUUUAAGAUGUAUAUAAGGACCUACCUACCAUAGUGUAUGUACCACCUCUUCAUCUUCAUGUUCCAUGCUUACUCGGGCAUCUUGCUAGUAUGUACCCUUUUAAGCACGCUCAAGGGAACUAAAGGGCCUUUUAUUUUUAUAAAGGUUAAAAAGAUUUCCCCAAAAUAUUUUGCACUGAACGUACCAAAGGUGAAGGGACACUACAGUCUGACUAACAGCAGCACCAUCAGUUGAUGAUACAAUAGAAGUAGCUUUUGAAUCAGACUUCCUUCACAGUUGCCAUGUCAACCACUGCAAGGACUGUGCAUCUAAGUAAUAAUUUUGUAAGACUCACUAUAUGUGAUAGUAUGAUAUGCAUUUAUUUAAAAAUGCAUUAGACUCUCUUCCAUCCAUCAACUACUUUACAGGAUGGCAUUUAUUACAGAUAUUUCGUAUUUCCCCCACGGCUUCUUAUUUGUACAGCAUCAUUAAACUUUGAGCUUGGUUAGGGAGCCAUCAGCAAUGCCGGAGAGAUCAGCUCUCUUUCGUAGUAAGAGUUCCACUUUCUCUCAUCAAUGAAGAUACCAUAACUUGAAACUCUCAGUACUAUAUUUCUAAGCCUGCAUUUUCACUGAUGCAUAAUUUUCUUAUUAAUAUCAAGAAAAAAUUUUGUAUGGUCUCUCAGAAACUGCAUGACAUCACUGACAGGUCUUCUUAACUUGAUGAAAGGAUUUCCUUCAUUUUGAUUGCUUUGGGGACUGUCCCACGCUAUGUUUGUUUCUUGAUUUGUGACCAUAACUAAUCAGACACAGAGUACAGUGAAGUGGAAUUGAGGUGGGUAAAACCAUUACUUAACAUUUAGUUUGCCAGCCUGAGGGGCUACAGGCAUUACCUGAACAUUGCUUUGAGAAUCUUGUUUCUAGGUAUCAUGGACUUCCUGUUAUGGGAUGCAGGUAACUUUACAUUUUAUACAGGUUCCAUGCACAGUUCUCAUAGGUGUUUUGUAAGAACAGUUACUCUCCUGUAGUGAAGCUGUGUUUACUGUUGGGACCCUUAAGAGGAAUGACACUCAUGUUGUGUUACUGUGUUAAAGAUAAGUCCUGGGUAUGAGAAAAUGUUCCAGGAGAAAACAAAUUACAGAAACCUGGAAAAGAUAUAUGGAAUAUUUAUUUGUAUACCAUAAUUGGGCCUGAAAAAAAAAAAGAAUGACUAAAAUUUUUGACUGGAAUUAUUAGUUUGUACUUAUUUGUCAUGAAUACAAGUAUAUAUUUAAUUUUUGCAAACUGCUUUUACUUGUUUGUAUUUUUUCAUCAUAAGGAAAACAGAGCAUGCUAAUACAUUUUUUAAAACCAUAUUUUGCUGUGUCAGGGCAUUCCCUAAGAGUUGUCACAGGGGUUCGUUAAGAGAAAGCUGCCUUUCUUUCAAAAAUACAUUUAUAGGCCACAUUAAUGCUCACUUGGUUUGAGACACUUUGCCACCAUGUGCCGUAUUACUAGGCAAAAGAGAUUUCAAAUAAAAUGUACCUCUUUAACUAUUUCUAAUAAACACUGUUUGCUGUUGACGCUAAAGCACCCAGCUUCUCAAAUAGCAGUUUUAAAUGUAUCCAGACACUCUUAAAGUGGUAGGACUUAGUCCCAGUUGGCACUGUUCUCAGAAUUGGAAAUUAUCAAAAUUGUAGCUUGCAUAGUAGAAAACUGUGAUAACACAUUAUUCUU